Notechis scutatus (mainland tiger snake) is the source of this 1449-nucleotide messenger RNA. NCBI's taxonomy places the organism in Eukaryota, Metazoa, Chordata, Lepidosauria, Squamata, Elapidae. The record is from RefSeq and is a predicted model, not a curated record.
AUAACAUUAUUUUUUUUCCCCAGACUUGAACUCUCCCCCUUUGGAGUGAAAGUCUGCAUAAUAGAGCCAGGUUACUUCCGAACUGCAAUCACCAACAUGAAAACCUUUCAAGAAAACUUCAGGAAAAUCUGGGAGCACCUUCCAGAAGAAACCAAGGAAGUGUAUGGAGAGAGUUAUUAUAAUUCAAUGAUUGAAGAAACCUCUAAAAUGGAAGCCUACUGCAGUCCUAAACUUCAUCUGGUUACCAACUGCAUGGAACAUGCAUUGACUGCUGUGCAUCCUCGCUUCCGCUACUCAGCUGGUUGGGAUGCCAAACUCUUUUACCUCCCUAUAAGCUACCUGCCAACUAAGCUAACAGAUAUGCUAUUUUUGUGGUCUUGCUCUCAACCAAAAGGAAGCCAUUAGAGUGGAGAGAUGUUAGUUAUCAAGAGGAAAGUUUGACACUGAUGGAUUGAGUUUGGAAACCUAUUGUUUUUAGAAUCUUUCAUUCUUGGGAGGGUUUUUAUGGGCUCUCCUUUUUAUUAUAUGAUGCUUGUUUCCAGUAUACUGUAUAUCUUAAAUUAUCUUUCCAUACAUCAGGCCAGUUCCCUUGUUACAUAGUUAUUGUGGGUACGGGUAUUCCCACUUCUAUCCUUUGUAGAAGUGAUGCUUAUCUAGAAUUUUGACUCUAAAGUAUUAUCAGGGCAAGAGCAUACAAAAUUUCCCUAAAUCAAAUAGGACCAUUGAUCUGUCCAGCUUAGUAUGGUAUCUUGGAUCUUUGAGGUCCUGAUAAUUGGUGACAGGAAGGAUGUACCACCAAAUGUCUGUCACUAAACUAUGGUUGGGAACUGCCAUAGCUGUGCAAUAAUAGGACAUAGAUCCCAUUGUUCCGGAUGGGUUCAAAGACUGCAGAGGAUUCAAUAGUCUGUAGGUAGAUGGUCUCCUGACUGCGUUCUGUUAAUUGGAGAACUAAUCUACAAGGGAAACUUGCUCUGAGACUAACUAUUUCAGGCACACUUAGGAAAUUCUUACACUUCUGUACAUUUUUUACUCACUUGGUUUUCUCAGACUCUCCAGGGUUACUGCAAGGUUAUUCCCAGACUCUCCAUCUGCCAGAGCCCUCUUGAAAGCCAGCUUUACUAUUUGUUGCUUAGCUUAUUCGCAGCUCUUUCAGACCAAUCAGCAUAAGUCCUAACCAAAUUAUGCUGAUCACCGUAAGUCCUAACCAAAUUAACCUUGCUGGAGCGAUUGUGUUAAUCUGCCUUUUGUCUAUAUGGUGGAAAUCACAAUAUUAAACAAUGUAUGUUUUAGCUUCAUUUUUAACAUCAUCGUGAUGGUAACAUCAUCGUGAAAUAAAACAUAAUAAUUUAGUUGAUGUGGCCCAUGUGAACUUCUCUUCCUUUGAAAGUGAAGCAAUCUGAAAACUUAAAAGAAUUAUAAUGAUGCAGGAAAAAAGGGAGAGGAGGAAAA